CCAGCAGCAGCAACAGCAGCAGCACAACAGCAGCAGUAAUAGAGACAUCAGAGGUGGAGCCUGGAAGUGACAGUGACAGCAGUAGCAGCAGUGGUUUCAGAGGCAGCAGCAACAGCAGUGGUAUCAGAGGCAGCUGCAGAGACAGUAGUGGCCCAGGCAGUAGUGGCAGUAGCAUUGGUGUCAAGGGUGACAGUGGAAGCUGAAAGCCUUUAGAUCAAAACCGAGUCUUGAGACAGUUUGUUAGCAUUCUGCCUCCUUAAGCAAAAGGUCCCUUUGAGCUCCUUUACAAAAGUGUUAGCAGUAUAUUCUCUUGUUUGGUGGUUUUAGUGCUCUCUUUGUAGACAUUACGUUGUGAAGCGACUGUUCACAGAUUGCACUUGCUUUUAACCUCAUUGUGAACUCCCAGUCAUGGAUAGUAUAGCUCUUCUAUACAUAAAGAUUUAUUCUAGUGCUGGGAAUGGUAGCCUAGUGAUAAGGCACUUGCCUAGCAUGGAUAAGCUCCUAGGUUCCACCCUCAGCCCCAUAAAGUCACUCAUGUUAAGUUGAUUUAGAUAUUAGGUACAUGAAAUAACAUAUUAUGCAUUUCUUUUCAGGAGUACGUUCGCCUCUUAGAUGACUAAGCAGUUUCACAAGUAAACCUCCCUGCAAGUCUAACAGUAAUAGGCUCGAAUCAGAGGAAGUGGAUUUUCUCCUGUUGCACAGCAAUGAUGUCUGCCUCCAGAGAAAUGGAUCGGAGAGAACCUCACUCAUCUGAAAUUCGUGAAACUGAAGAACCAAAAGCUAUUUCUGAUAUCUUGAACUAUUGUCAGGUGGUAUACAAAACUGUUCAAAACCUGGAAAAGAAGUUUGAUGACAUGAAUGAAAAAGUAACAAAAAUUUAUCAAUCUCGUGCCAGAUCUUUCUGGCAUUACCCUCCUCAUAGAUCAGCAACCAGAAGAUACAAUUACCUGACACCUAAGAGACGUAAAAUACAGAGACUGAGACGAUUCAUUCAUGAUAAUUCUAUCUCCUAUCCUCAAAGUUACAGUUCAACUUCACCAGUCCGCACAAGGGAUGGCGAUAGCCAGGCUAUGUGGAACAGCCAGACUACAGAUUACACUCAGACUUUCCAGUAUGCAGAUGCUUUUGACAACACCCAAACUUUCCAGUAUGCUGAUGUUAUUGACAACACCCAGGCUUUCCAGUACUCUGAUUCUAUUGACAACAGCGAGAGUACCCAGAACACUGAGAACAAUACUGUUUCCCAGGAAGUAGUAUUUACUAUGUCUUCACCAGAGAGGGCCUAUCAAGAAACUCCAUCUAGUCCUACAUAUACUGCCCAAACCUACCAACAAUAUUACAAAUUUAAAGACAUUCCUGGGUCUUCUACAAUGACAUACUACAGCAACUUUGAAAAUACCAACUCAGACACCAUCACUUCUGCAGGUUCAACAGUGAAGGAAGCAAGUCCCCUCCCUCCAGGGGAGCUCAUCCCCAUCCAGAAUCCUGAAAUGAGGCGAUUGGCCUUACUGGAAGCUCAGCGUGUACCUGUGAUUGAUCCUAACACUUUUGGUUCAUCAUCCCAGUGCAAUGAUGCUGUUGUGAGACACCUUGGAAACCCUUUAAACUGGUCUGUGAAUGAUGUGAUAACAUUUCUGAACCGUCUAGACCCUCCGUUGGCAGACCAACUCUACACAACCAUCAGAAAACAUGAUAUCGAUGGGAAAGCCCUGAUGCUGCUCAGUACUGAUGUAAUGAUAAAAUAUAUGAAGGUGAAGGUGGGAGUAGCCAUGAAGUUUGGGAGCUACAUUCAAAAGCUUAAAGAUGGAGUGAAUUGUGGCCAGUAAAAAUGUUUGUAGAACUUGAAAUGUUCUCAUAAAUCCCUUAUUAAUGCACAGUUGACUCCCUAUGCUCAUUAGUUUUUGUUUUGGAGAAGGUUCUCCUAAAAUAUAACUAGAAUUGAAAAAAAUACAUUAUAGUUAAAGUCUGCUUUGAGGUACAUUUAACGUACUAGUAUUAACAUACAUAUGUGACUUCUGUAGAGUUUUCAUUUUAUAGUUAAAAAUAGGCUUGAUCCAAGAAACAAAAAGCUACCUUUGAUUUGGGUUUAACUUUAUACAUAUCUUUAAAGCAACUAAAGAUGAAAUAUAAGGAACUAACAACAUAUAAUUAAAGUGAUGAAAUUUUUUCAUAGAAGAGAAAUUAAAGAAUAUGAAGUUACCCUUCUUGAAUAUUUUAUCUGUACAAUACUGUAGUAUACUUCUUAUGUUCUACCAGUUUUUAGAAAAAAAGAAUAGCUAUAUAAUUUAUUCCCCUCUACUACUACAUCUCUGUUAUGAUUAUUCAGAUUCAGAAGGAUAAAAUGAAGUUUAUGAAGUGUCUAAUGAGCUCCAGACAACUAAAUAUUUGAACAAGACUUUAGAUAAAUUUUAGAGGUACAGAAUGUUUGUUUUACCUUAUAAUUGUAAGUCAACAGUAGUUUGGAAUAAGGUUAACUAUAGUUUUAACAUGCAUACUUACUAAAUUAAAGCCUCCAUGUUUUUAAAAUCAAAUUUGGGCACUUAUCUAAGAAUUCAUUGUUCAAAUGUCUAUAUGACAAUACUCAUACUCAAAAAAUUUUGAAGAUAUGUAUUUGUAUUUUCUGUGCUUAUUCUGUAAACUGUGUAUGUGCCACUUGUCUCUACUAUUCCUUCUCAGUUUAGCCUUCAGUUAGUCAGAAACUGUGCCAAUGCUAGUUUCCACAUAUGUCUUGUGCCAUAUUUGUUCCCUAUUGAAAAAUACACUAGUCUGACAUGUUUGGAAGUUUAUUUUAUAAUUUAAAACUUUCAAUAGAAACAUGAAUCUUUUGUUAUUGCUUGUCAUAUUGUAUAACUUUUGAAAUAAGAUAAAUUGAGAAUUGAUACUAAUAACUUUGGCUACUUGUUGAAAAUGGUAAUGAUGUAUUAACCAGGGGCAAGAAUUUGCAUUAUUUCUUUAGAAAACAAUGGGUACUAGUUACUGAACACAGGUGGUUUAAAGGAUUGCUUCAUUUAUAUUCCUGCUUAUGUGUAAAGACAUUCUAACUUCAUGCAUUACAAAUUGUAUAAAGAUAUUAUGCACAUUUGAACAUCUUCAGAUGCUUGAAAAACACUGUGUUGUAUAUUUUUCAGAUUUCAAAAUAUAA
Molecule: messenger RNA, 3142 nt
Organism: Mesocricetus auratus (golden hamster)
Lineage: Eukaryota; Metazoa; Chordata; Mammalia; Rodentia; Cricetidae
Gene: Scml1
Product: Scm polycomb group protein like 1
Exons: 6
Coding region: 705-1826 (373 amino acids)
Molecular function (GO): protein binding
Source: RefSeq, a predicted model, not a curated record